AUGUAUAUUUAUUGGAAUUUUGGAAAAUUUUACCGAAUAAUUGGGAUUAAUCAAUUUAAAGUAAUGGAUAGAAAUUUUGAAAUAGGCAACAUGAUGUUGCCCUUAGCACUGGAUAUUUUGCAGUACAUUCCUUCUCCGCAGCGAUAUGCGAGUGACUACCAACCUCCUAAUUAUACAUUAUGGUUCCUUGAACCUCAUACAAGACUUUCUUGGCUUCAAAUUUUUUUAGUGGUCUUAUACAAACAUUUAACAGCAAGUAAUGGCAACGUACUGUCCACAACUUUUUCCAAGAAAAACAUCGAUAAACACAACACAAACCAAAUUGAAAAACAUGAUUGUGACAAGUUGAAUACACCUUUUAUUGUGGCAACAUGGAACGUUAGAACGCUGUACCAGACUGGAAUAUUUGAAAGCAUAAAACAAAAAAUGAAAAGAAUGAAUCUCAGCAUUCUAGGUUUGAGCGAAACUCUGUGGAAAACAUCAAGUGUCAUUACCUUUGAAGAAGGCAAAUUUUUCUACUCUGAAGCUCACAAGUAG
Molecule: messenger RNA, 537 nt
Organism: Helobdella robusta
Lineage: Eukaryota; Metazoa; Annelida; Clitellata; Rhynchobdellida; Glossiphoniidae
Exons: 3
Coding region: 1-537 (178 amino acids)
Molecular function (GO): protein binding
Source: RefSeq, a predicted model, not a curated record